GAACUGCCAGUUACAAAAAAAGACUAGAGUUGUGAUUCCUGCGGUAGAUUAUGCCUUACUAUGGACACAUCAAUCCCUUCUCUUCUGCUGGUUCUGUGGCUCAAGAGUUUCCUGAACUGGCUUGUGGUCAUGUUACAGCGACACUACAUGAUCCGGAAUUUCUCGGGAUUCUUUAGCUUUUCCUUGGCAUUGAUUGACAGUCUCUUGAGUUUUGUCCUCACAGCUAUUUUCUAUCUGGAGGAUGUCAGCAUCUCAGGCUGGCACUUCACCGGGUACUAUAUUUGCCUACUGACUCAGAUUGCUUGUUUUAUCUACGCCAUGCUACACUGGCCAGUGUUCCUCCUUAUGGGACUAGAUAACUUCUGGACAUUAUCAUCAAGCUCAAGACACACAUCCUGGACACAAAAGCUUACUUACAUUGCGGGAGUGUGUCUCCUUUGGAUUCUAGCAGCUUUGUAUGUUUUCUGGGAACCUGGCGUUGUUCCACUGUUUAGAGAUGACGUGAAGCACCAAUGCCAACUGUUCAGUAGCCCUCAGAGUUCUCAGAUACUUGUUGUGUUGCUACUGACAGUCACAUUUGUCAUUCUUUACACGUAUGCUCCUUUUGAGAAAUGGCGGGUGCAGGUUUUUCUGCAUUACACUCCACAAUGCUGUUUGAUUUGUUUAAGGCGGGUUAUGCAUACGUUUCUCAGUACGUGGGCCUCGUUUCUCGUUCUGAUGAUCAUUGCACCGAUGCUAAUGAUAGAGAUGCAUGCACUCCUGCAGUUAAACGUCAUCUGGUUGAGUUUCCUCAACAGUUUUUCUGUCGCUUUGGCACUGUGUGGCCGGUCUUUUGCCCAGCAUUCCCAGAAAAGUGACACCAUUACAGAUGGUUUUUGUUCGUGGUACGUUUGUUUUACAUAUGGAGCUGACGAGUGGAAUUAUGGACAACAAACUGACCGCACUGAAGUUAAAACGUUUUAAAUGUUUGACCAUUUAUUGUGGAGUAGACCUAUGCGUAGCCUAUUUGUUUUUUUUUUGUUUGUUUUUUUUUUUGUGUGUGUGUGUGUGUUUUUGUUGUUGUUUUGUUUGCAAUACAAAAAGAAAAUUAUGUGGUUUGUUAAAAAAAAAUAUUAUUUCCCUGUAGUACAGUAAUUCUCAAAGUGUGGUCCGCCAUCGUCCCCUAGUGGUCCGCGAAAAGAUGACCUAAACUAGGCAAGUGUUUACAAAAUUGUCACUUUUUCGCACGUACCAGUGUGAUCAGUCUUCUUGGCUGAUCCCUGGAGCGUACGAUCACACCGCUGUGAUUAGAACGGUCAGUGCAUCACAUGAUCAACUGCUUAAUUCAAAUGU
This is a messenger RNA of Pimephales promelas (fathead minnow), 1332 nucleotides long. RefSeq names its product G protein-coupled receptor 160 (gene gpr160). Gene Ontology annotation, cellular component: plasma membrane; signaling receptor complex. NCBI's taxonomy places the organism in Eukaryota, Metazoa, Chordata, Actinopteri, Cypriniformes, Leuciscidae. The record is from RefSeq and is a predicted model, not a curated record.